Messenger RNA from Eucalyptus grandis, 1685 nucleotides. RefSeq names its product phloretin 4'-O-glucosyltransferase. Bases 79 to 1455 code for a protein of 458 amino acids. The record is from RefSeq and is a predicted model, not a curated record. NCBI's taxonomy places the organism in Eukaryota, Viridiplantae, Streptophyta, Magnoliopsida, Myrtales, Myrtaceae. Gene Ontology annotation, molecular function: UDP-glycosyltransferase activity. The transcript has a single exon.
UCCACAUACCGCAUAUCUCCUGUCGAGUGCUGCCUCGGCGUCCUUACUAUUUCCAAAGAAUUUCUUCGAUCCUCGUCCAUGGCACCUCCGCACUUCCUCCUCGUGACCUUCCCCGGCCAGGGCCACAUAAACCCGUCCCUCCAAUUCGCCAAGCGUCUGGUGCGUGUUGGCGCUCACGUGACCUUCGCCACUGCCAUUCGUGCCCACCUCCGCAUGGCCGAGUCGAAAUCUCCUCCCGAGGGGCUAUCCUUCGCCAGCUUCUCUGAUGGCUACGACGAAGGUGUCAAAGAAGGGCAAGAUAUCGAGGUAUACAUGGACGACCUCAAGCGACGAGGAUCGGAGACUUUAAGCGAUCUCAUCGCCUCGAACCUUGAGAACGGUCGGCGAUUAUUGCGUGUAUUCUACACCACCGUCCUUCCGUGGGUUGCUGAUGUCGCUCGUUCUCAUGGUAUUCCUUCGACGCUUGUUUGGAUUCAACCGGCCACUGUUUUGGACUUCUACUAUUAUUACUUCCAUGGCUACGGGGAUCUUAUUCGAAGCACGGGCGACAAUCCUUCGCUGCCAAUCCAAUUGCCUGGGUUGCCGCCUCUCAUGGCCAGCGACAUACCCUCGUUUUGCAAUUCUAAAGAUGAGUACAACUUCACCCUCCCCCUUUUCCAGCGUCAUUUCGAGAUUCUACUUGAGGAGGCCAAUCCAAGGGUGCUGGCAAACACCUUCGAUGCGCUGGAACCAGACGCCAUACGGGCUAUCGAUAAGUUUAAGGUGAUUGGGAUCGGGCCGCUGAUCCCGUCCGCAUUUUUGGACGGGCAAGAUCCAUCGGACACUUCUUUCGGGGGCGACCUCUUCAAGAGCUCAAGCGGCUACAUCGAGUGGCUGGACAUGAAGCCAAAGGCGUCAGUGAUCUACCUGUCGUUUGGGAGCAUCUCCGUGCUAUCGAAGCCACAGAAGGAGGAAAUGGCACGAGCGCUUGUAGAGGCUGGUCGGCCAUUCUUGUGGGUCAUCCGGACAAGCGGGAAAGAAGAGAGAGACGAGGAUAGAUUGAGCUGCGAAGAAGAACUGGAAAAUCUAGGGAUGAUAGUGCCGUGGUGCUCGCAAGUGGAGGUCCUGUCGCACCAUUCGGUGGGGUGCUUCGUGACACACUGCGGGUGGAACUCCACAUCAGAGAGCUUGGUCUGCGGGGUGCCCGUGGUGGCGUUCCCUCAGUGGGGUGAUCAGCAGACGAACGCGAAGCUCGUCACGGACGUGUGGAGGACCGGGGUGAAGGUGACGCCCAACGAGCAAGGCCUGGUGGAGAGCGACGAGAUGAGGAGGUGCUUGGAGCUGGUGAUGGGAGAUGAGAUGAGAAGGAAUGCCCAGAAAUUUAGGGAUUUGGCGAGGGAGGCUGUGAAGGAAGGUGGGUCUUCCGACAAGAACCUUAGGGCCUUCGUGGACGAGGUCAGAGAAGCGUCUGAGUGAAUUAUCUAUGGCGUCAGCAGCUAAACCUAGUGCUUUCUUGUCGUUUUCUUUAUGGACUUUUACCGAAUGCAUACUUCAUAUGGCUUUUAGAUAUCCUUCAUUAGGGCAUGGAGUCGUAGCUUGUUGUUUUGGACAAUAUUUUCCCUAUCUAGGUGUCAUUUUUUUCUGUUUUUUGUCCCAUUCUGGGUGGACUGGAGAGUUCUUGAGAAAUAUAAACAUGUUAGAAGUGU